UCAAUAUUUCACUGUAAACAUUCCACGGUACUACGCAAUUUGUUUGGUUUGCAUAACCGCAAAUCUCUGGCAAAUCUUACAUGAAAUCCACCGCAGACCCUCACAGAGAGAUUAUCACUUAUAUUUAAGAUAUGGAUGGGAUUUUACCGACUUUUGAGAGUUCUUUUCCAGCGAUUUUGAGUCAGAAUUAGCGACAAAAAGCAGCAAACACUCGUGAACUGUCAAAACCACGUUGGAGUCUCCAACUAUCAUAAACUACAUUACAAUGCAAACACAGAUGAAAAUAUUUAACCCUGUUAAGCGGACUGACCGGAAUUAGCAAGAUGGGUAAGGAGCCAGCGCAGAUGUACAUGCCCGCCGAUGAGGUCAUCCUUUCACAGGCUGCUCUGAUGCCAGGUGGGCAUGAUAAGAGUGGGUACCCUGUGAUAUGUUUGCCACCAGGAACAAAGGCAAACCUAGUUCAAAUAAGCCAGGAAGACAUGUUAAAGCUGUUAAAGUACCUUGCCUACCUGGCCAGGAUCUGGUUCUCCAACAUAGGAGUUGCUGUUUUAGUUGACUACAGAAAAGCAGGAAGGGAGUUUGUUACUUUGGUUUUGGAUUUGGUUCAUACACUACAGGCAAGUAUUGGGAGAGUGAGGGUGUUAUAUCUAAUUCUUCCCGAAGACAAAAGUGUGAAGAAGCAUCUAGCAAAGGAGAUUCAUAGUGGACAGAGACAAGGGAAAUUGCAUUUCCAGAUGACAGCACUAAAGAGCACCGCUGAUUUGCAAACAUACGUGGACGCUAACCAGCUGUUGCGCUGUUUUGGCGGUGAACUGGAAUACACCCAUAGGGCCUGGGUGCAGCUCCAAAGGCGAUUGGAGGAGUUUUACCGGAUAGUCGAUGACGUCUUGAGCUACUUGCCGACAGCGCUUCAAGAGACACGCGACUUGCGGAAGCUUGUGUCUGGUAGCAUGCCCUCGCACGUGGACACACUACUACAGAAUGUGCAAGUCAAGAAGGCACAGAUAAGGAAGGACCUGUACUUGGAUGAGGCCCUGAAAGAGGCUGACCUACUGGUUGAGUACACUCGCCGGCCGUACAUGGACGAGGCGUGCGCGCUGGUCUCCAAGUCUCCGUUGUUUGGGAUCAUGAUGUCGACGGUACAGGCGCUGCAGAAGAACCUGCUGAAGGCGCGCAACCAGCUCGACGCUGCCUGGAAAGAGUCGGACUCACUGCUGUCCCAGAGAGCGGACGCGCAACACUUGAAGAAGUCUAUGAACAAGGUUCAGUCCUGGAUUCACCAGCGCGGCAGCAUUCACUUGGACAAGCUUUCGUGCACAACGUCCACACUGGCGUCUGCCGAGCAACUUAAGACGCAAUUUGAUAGCGAGUGCUACACGCCCGCCAAGCAAGUGAUUUACGACGGCAAAGAAAUUCUAGCGGAGGUUGAUCAGCUCAUCCGGGAGGGGCAUGCUGACCACAAGUCACUGCAGGCGCAUGCUGAUACCUGUGUCAACGUGCUGACGAGUUUUGCCAAGAGGCUUGAGGCCAAACGCGUGGAGAUUGAGCAGAACUACAGGUUUUUCGCCUUGCUGGAAAAGGCGAACACUUGGUAUCGAGCAGCAACAAAAUCGUGGUCCCUCAGCACUUGUGGCUCAACGUCCGCUCUUGACCCAAGCUACUACGAGGACCCUCGGCGCUACAGGGCCAAACUGGCAGACUUCCUUAACCGUUACCCUCCUCCUCACCCUGACGAGCUGAACUCUCUGCUGGCACUGUGUGACACAACGCACAGCACACAGCACAAGAGCCUGGCGAGACUGCUUGUUCAGAAGUGUCGGCAGCUGGAGAGGGUGAUCAAGGCACCAGAGGGCGGUGGAGGGAAGGAUAUGGUUAACGGAGGCACUGAGGUUGAAGAUAUUGGGGUAUUUAACCCUAAGAUCUCGCUCAGGCAAACAGCCGCGAACAUCGCCACUAGUAAUCCAGAACUACCAACAAGCAUAGGACCACCGUCACACCAUCAAACCACAGGCUCUCGAAGCAGACGCCAUGUCUUGAGUGAUGACGCGUUACUCCAUACUGCCCCAGCCAGGCCACCCUUUAGCACCGCACAGCGCACACACAGGUCUUGGGACCCACUCAGUAACACCCUGCCCCCUGUACCAACCACGGACAAGAGCGGGAACUAUCCACACAGAUUUAGUACACUCUCCGAGCAAAGACAAGUGUCUGAGCCUCGAGCGAAGCGUACCAAGGCGCCACCUGUCCGUCAGCUUGCAAUAAGUAAAGACGAUUUUUCCAGAAGCUCAUCUCUAGAUUUUCGAUCUUCAAGGGAUAAGGAUGUCAUCGAGUGCGAGAUGGACAGGUUGGCAGAACAGCAGAGAAAUAUUGAUAGAGAACUUCGAGAUUUGAAGCAGGAGAAGAAUAGUCCACAGAUGAAUGGGUAUUCAUCUGUUAAUGAGCCUUUGUACUGGAGUAUUGAUCAAAAUGAACCUACGUCUUCUAACCAUACUUCUCCUUUAUCACGUAACCACGAAACCUCUCAGAGCCUUGCCAGUAGUUCUGACGGGACGCACAUCAGGUUAACCCGUGCCGCGACUACAGAAUACUCGAUAACCGAUGGUCGCCAUUACUCCCCGGCCUUUCCGGGGAGGGGUCAGUCAUCAGAGCGUCUGAAUGACAGGUCGGCAAGGAGACCAGAGCUGGUAUCUGGUGAUUCCAUGGACCGGGAGGUCGAAAGCCUGCUCUCCGAUGCUGGGAAGUGCUCUAAUGUUCAAGGAAACUCCUCGAUUAACUCGUUUACUUUGUCACAUAAUGGCUCGCGCGUCGUGGAUUCUACAAUUCACAACUCGCGAUCAAUGAACUCGCUAGUGACGAACCAACAUGCAAGGAAUCCCUUAGCUGACUCCAUCUCAAAAAGCUCAGAUCACAACUUAACCACACAUUCAAGCGGUCUUAGGUGCAUGGAUCACAACCAAAAAGAUUUGUCCGACUCGCAUUCGGUCCGUUCGAGUAUUGAUCAGCAAGAGUGGGAGCCAGGAGAAGAGCUUUCUGUGGAUUACCCCAUGACUAUUUAUGAUCUCAACCUCACGGCACCUACUAGUAUAGGAUACCCAGAUUUACACUCCAUUCCUACAAGCUACCCAGACUUGAGCCCCACCGCAUCUGCAAAUAUGAGUCACGCGAAACUGACCUCCACAGCACCAGUCCUUAUAAGGCAUACGGACCCUAACUUAGCUCUUGCUGGCUACACAGCCGGACAUCACCCGCCAUCAUCCAAGUUAUCUCGGUACAACUCUCGCAUGAUGUCCUUGCAGUGCUUAGACGACAUUCUCUGGAACUACAACAGUCUUCGCAAGCAGGAGAUGUACUGGAAAUCUCUAAUUCGUAUUCACCGCCUGACGCUUGAGCAGAGGCUAGACACGCUGUCCAGGCAAGAAGUAGAAGAACAGUACUUUCACGCCCAGGAAGAGCUUUGUAAGAUCGAAACGGCGUUAGCUGGGUUACUGGGUCGUUUAAGCACUGGCCAAGUUGACUGGCUGAGACAGAACGCUCUCGUGUUUGAGUUGAGCCCCGAUAAUACAAUGCCACAGGACAAGCACAUUCAAAUACAGCUUAACGGUACACAUCCACCACACCCUGGUAACUCCAUGGGGAGUGCCUGUUAUCCAGACUAUCACGUUUUUCCGAUUACACAGGUACAACAAGUCAAUCAGGUUUUACCUGUAAGUGAGAUAACAAAAGACCCUCGAGUUUUGCUGUCUAGGGAAGCCACCGUCGAAUGUGGCGAUAAUGUAAAUCGCCCCUUGUUUGUACCUGUCAAUGGGCUGUUACAACCGUCUGAACAUCCUGUGCUUAGUGAUAAACAGACUCAAACUUUAGAUGAUAAACAAACACAGUCAAUUCAACCGACAAGUGAAAACGAUCCUUCCAGACACCUGCAAGCAAAGACGAGUUUCCCAACGAAGGAGAAAAAUGUGAACAUUCCACACGGUGCAUCGCAAGCAAACACGAGUUACUCAGCAAGGAAGAGAGAUCCAAGCAUUCCAAACGGUUCUUCGCAAGCGAAUGCGGGUUAUCCAACGAGUGAAUGCCAUCUAUCUAACAUACACUCGCGCGGCUCAACACAGCUUCCAACACCGCCACAGAAGCAAAGACAAACGAGUGGCCAGACGAGUGUGAAAGUCUCUUUAAAUAUAUUGAAUGAUGAAACGAAUCGUCCGACUGGGCACCCUAAUCAAGCAAAGAUGAAUAAUCCUGCGACGGACAAAAAAUCAUCCAACCCCCGUCCGCACUUGACUCGUCUUACGCCAAACACCCAAACGUCACGUGACUCAGCAUUGGAAAUCCUCACUAAACAGAGUGCCACUGAAAUCGAGUGUGACCCAGAUGUUGCCUUGCGUUCAGCGACGCUGCGAUCAGAGGCGAGACCUUCGGGAGAGACAUCCAGUAAUCCUAAGUCAUAUCUGGUUCCUGCUCCGCGUAAGGCCAAGCCAACUUCUGACGAUGUUUCCAAUAGUGUUGGUCAGCGGCCACAACCAUUACCAAGACGUCAGGUUAACGAGCCUUCGCCUUUUGUCAAGCAGACAAGUGUAAACGAAGAGGAAGUAAAGCUCCUGAAAGAGAUGUUCAACAAGGAACAGCAAGAACUCGAGAGCCGGAUCAGCCUUGAGCGUCUGAGGUACAAAGAGGAGCAGCAGCGAUUGCGGGAUGAGGAGGAGCAGCAGAGGGCGUGGCUAGAGAAGAAGUUUCAGAGAGAGGAGAACCAGCAGUUGCGCCAGCAGAAGGAAGAGGAGAGGCAGACCGAGUGGCUUGAGCAACAGAAACUACAAAGGAAGCAAGAAUCCACGCGAGAAAUCAGCCGGAAGAAAGAAGAGAAGGCUGAAGAUGAACAAUCUGAGAAGAAAGCAGAGGGCGAUCCUCAGGAUAUCAGGAACAAACGAAUGCAGUAUUUCCGUGCAAGAACCAACUCUGGUACGAUCAAAGACGAUCAUGUCUUCCCUCCCUCAAAACGUGAUUUAUCGACGAUGAUCAACGAAACAUCGACGGAAGGCCCAGUGCCGGGUAAGGCACGAAGUGACAGCUCGUCGUCUGCAGAAAGUAUCCAAGAUAUUGAUAUAGAGCAUGCAGAUUUCGUGAGUGAAGAGAGCCCUUUGUCGACCGAGCAGGAGCUUAUUGCUUUGCUGAGAAACGUACAGAACAAGGGACGGUCAUACAGUGACACGACAACCAGUAGUUCAUUCAGCACUAAUGAAGACACGAUAAAAACGGACAAUCUAGAAGAGGAAAACAAUGACAGAAAUGGUUUACAGGAAAGGGUGCUUGCAGAUUCAGAUAACUUUGAACAGAGUGGACAUAUAAAGGAAAACGUGGAUGAUUUAGAAGCACCUCUGACUAGUGCUAAAAAUUAUGCAAGAUCUGUUGAGGGUGAGCUGAAUGGAAAAAAUAAAGGCAGAAGUGUGGGAUUAAGACGUUCAGACGCAGAGAGCUCUUCAGAAGCAGUAGAGCACUAUUGUGAGGAAUUAGAAAAGGAUGUUGAACAUGUAACCUUAGAAGAUGGGAAUACUACCACAGACGAACGGGAUGCACUUGAAGCUGGACUAGAGUUCGAUGAAAGUGAGACGAAUGAUGAUCAAAAGACUGCGUCAAUGGAAGAAUUUGAGCUUCUGGAACAAAUGUUUAGGCGAGAGAAAGAGAUGAGACUUGAGGUCGUGCGCGAGGAGUCUGUAGAGGCUACCGAAUCUGAGCCAGAACACGCACAACAAGAGGCCGGUGAGCGAGGGAGGUUUGAUAGGGUUGAUGGAAAGAGAGAACAUUACGCUUUUACUGUACGUGAACAGGAAAAUAUGCGAUCUAUAACUUCAGAUAGUUCUGAGGAGGUCGAAACGUUUGGGCAGGGUAAUCUACAACGAAGAGAAAGUGCUUCACAAGAUGAAAAAGGUUUGGAGACUCAUGGUAGAAUCGUCGCGGACGAUUAUGAAGCCAGCGAUCAAGGCUUCGCGUUAAACGAAAAAGACAUAAAAAAGGUAAAGCAACAUAGUUCUGAUUCAGAGAUGGAGAUCGCAGAUGUUGAGGUACUCGAACGCCCAACUGUUAUUCUGGAAGAUUCUAAGCACUCACUUGACUUACUAGAGUUAACAAACCCCGAGGAAAUCAAGGAAAGUGGUAAGCAUUGUGCUAGUCACGAAAACAAAGAUGUCUCAACGACAAACCACCACUCCUUCAGAAAUAUGAAUAGUUUACUUAACAGAGCUGAACGUAUGGAAUCCACAGAAGAAAAUGGAGAAAAUGAUUUUUCACCAGUUGAAGAAGUUGAAACGCCUCACAACGAUGAGAUCUCGGAGGAGGACGAUUUGUUAGGCCUUGUUGGUAGCGAGAGUGAGAGUGAAGAAGAUAUAGAAUCGUUCAUUGAUAAUGAAGAGACUCUAAGUCGGUCCAGGUCUGAGACUUUUGAGAAAAUAUAUCUAUCAAAUAAGAGUGGUAAUACUGACGAGUUUCAACAUGAAACAGUUGCAGUUGCGCCUACACAUCAUGUCCCUCUUAUUAUAGUAAAUAGCGGACGUGAAAGUAUAGACUUUGUUCCAGAUGAUUCAUCUGAAGGAUUAUCUUAUGAUGAAACGAAGAAAAAAGUCCAGGAAAUUGAUGAUGAUACGAGAAAGGAAGUCCAGGAAAUUGAUGAUGACACGAAGAAGGAAUUUCAGGAAAUUGGAAAUGACAUGGAGAAGGAAGUCCAGGUAAAUGAUGAUGCCCAGAAGAAGGAAGUCCAGGAAAUUGCCAAUAGUGACAGUGAAGAAGAAGUGGAAAGAUUUCCUCGUCAUACAUAUGUGUCAGAGGAUCUGGACUCAAACGAAAGUUCAAGCGAGAACUCGCCGGCCGAUGGCAAGGGUUUUGUUCAAGCUACAGAAGAAGGGGGAGACGAGGAGGAGGCAUAUUCGGAUGAUGGAGCCGUGUGCGAUGAACACAAUCCGGAUGGAUCUCUUCAUGAAUUAGACGGAAGCAAGUCUUCAACGCAAUUAAUUGAAAGCCUGCUUGGUGCUUUAGCUCAGGGUGAUAGCGACGAAGAGAUCGAAGCAUUUGAUGAACCUGGAGACUAUCGGCCUAGCGGUGAAAUGAAAGGAGAACAGAGAAAGGGCCAGAGAAUAAUAGAUGACUUGCACAAGCCUAGUCAACAGCACAAAGAUGAACAAUUGGCAUCAAAUUCCGAUGACGAUUUGCUAGGCAUUAUUGGGAGUAGCGAUACUGAUAGUGAAAGUAAUGAUGACAUCCCGGGAUCAAUUCCCGAUGGGAACGAUAUUGAGGUAGAAAGCGGUGUAUUUGAUGCCAAUCGUGAGGAAUCAGAUGAUAUCAAUGAUAUGAUUAUCAAAACGACCAAUGAUAAUCCUGUUGAAACAUCCCCAAAGAAUCCAGAUCACAUUCUGGAGGAGGGCUCUUCCUACAAACCCUCGUUUAAUGACGACGAAGACAUACUUGAUCUUAUCGGUAGCGAUACUGACUUGUCUGACGCCGAGUCACAGAACAGUCUCUCCAGUGCACCAACAGGGGACGAAGACGGGAUUAAGGUGGGGUCGUACCAUCACAAUACGAAGCAAAGCUACCCUGGCCCACCAGCUGUUGCAAUGAACAUCGCAUCGGUCACCAAGCAACAGGCAGCUUUUGAGCAGAACGGUGGGACGGUAGUAGUGAUAGAUAACGGGUCUGGAUUUUGCAAGGCCGGGUUGUCUACCGAUGAAAGCCCAAGGGUUGUGUUUCCUGCAAUCGUCGGAAGACCACGUCACAAGGAGGUCAUGAUGCGAGAUUACAAGGAUAGCUACGUGGGUGAUGAAGCACAGGAAAUGCGCGGGGUGCUCACGCUCAAGUACCCGCUGGAGCACGGGAUCGUCACCAAAUGGGACGAUAUGGAACUGAUGUGGGAGCAUGCAUUUGACCAGCUGCGCGUGCGCGGUGAGGAUUUUCCCGUCUUGCUCACGGAGGCACCGUUGAACCCAAAGAUGAACAGGGAGCGGAUGGUUCAGUUGAUGUUUGAGUCGUUCAAUGUGCCCUGUAUGUACGUCGCCGUACAGGCUGUCAUGGCGCUUUACGCCUCUGGUCGGACUACAGGCACCGUGUUCGAUUGCGGUGACGGCGUAAGCCACACAGUCCCAGUCUACGACGGCUACUGGUUGCCCCAUGCCACUCAGCGGAUUGAUUUGGCCGGGAGGGACUUGACCCAUUACCUCCAGAGACUCGUCACUGAGCGAGGAUACUCGUUCCAGUCCACGGCAGAGCAGCAGAUCAUCCGGGACCUUAAAGAGACGCUGUGCUAUUGUGCGAUGGACUAUGAGAGGGAAUUAAAAGAGGCUGAGACUAGUGACGACUGCGAGGCGCCAUAUAUGCUUCCCGACGGCCAGUCAAUCCGUAUCGGCAGUGAGAGGUUCCGUGCAGCAGAGCCUCUCUUCCAGCCGUCCCUUCUCGGACGAGACAUCGAUGGAAUCCAUGAAUCGAUCUUUAAGUCAAUCAAGAAAUGCGAUAUCGACCUUAGAGCUGAGCUCUUCCAUAACAUUGUUCUUUCAGGGGGUACUACUUUGCUAGCAGGAUUCAGUAACCGCCUCCAUAAGGAGAUCUAUAGCUUGGUAGACCCCAAGGACCCCAGCAGAGUGCGUGUAGUGACCCCCCCGGAUCGCGACCUGGCAGUGUGGCGCGGCAGUGCUGUGUUGGCGGGACUUCCUUCCUUCCCCAAAAUGUGCAUUUCUUCCCAGGAGUAUGAUGAGCUCGGGCCGGACAUUAUACACAGGAAGUGCUUUUAAAAGGGAUACGUCACGAGUUUUUCGUGGGCCACGGUUAAGACAGCAAUCCACCAUGAAGGGAGAGACAGAAUACGGCCUAAAGGAACCACCCCUUUAAUCUGAAUGAUUCUCUUGGUCAUCAGCUUGAACUAUUGAAAAAGGCAUACGAUUUCAAACCUCAGCGUGGCCAAAUUUCAUACGCAAACUAGUGCGCAGAUGAUGAUUCAAGCCGAGUUUGGUAUAAUAAUACACAAAGAGCGCUUUUAGGAGCUUAGAAUAGUUCAAAUAGACUGAGGUGUGCUCGCAAAGUGGUACACAUCGUUGUCAAAAGUAAAUACACAAUGAAUCACUAAGCAAUUAAAAAUUGACACACAUAAAAAA
Nematostella vectensis (starlet sea anemone) is the source of this 9122-nucleotide messenger RNA. RefSeq lists its product as uncharacterized. The transcript is spliced from 20 exons. The record is from RefSeq and is a predicted model, not a curated record. Lineage: Eukaryota; Metazoa; Cnidaria; Anthozoa; Actiniaria; Edwardsiidae. The coding region runs from base 324 to 8762 and encodes 2812 amino acids.